This is a messenger RNA of Nicotiana attenuata, 537 nucleotides long. RefSeq lists its product as uncharacterized. The record is from RefSeq and is a predicted model, not a curated record. The transcript is spliced from 2 exons. NCBI's taxonomy places the organism in Eukaryota, Viridiplantae, Streptophyta, Magnoliopsida, Solanales, Solanaceae. Bases 1 to 537 code for a protein of 178 amino acids.
AUGAAAGUUUGGGAGAGGGUGGUGGAAGUAAGGGUGAGGAGGACAGUGUCUACAUCCGAUAACCAGUUUGGGUUCAUGCCUGGUCGGUCGACUACGGAAGCUAUCCACCUUAUUAGGAGGUUGGUGGAACAAUACACGAAUAGGAAGAAGGAUUUGCACACAGUGUUUAUUAACAUGGAGAUAGUGUAUGACAAGGUGCCUAGGGAGAUUCUUUGGAGAUUCCUAGAGGCCAAAGAUGUGUCGGUCGCUUGCAUUAGGGCGAUUAAGGACAUGUAUGGUGGAGCUAAGAUUCGGUUUAGGACAGAGCGAGGUGACUAUGAGCAUUUUCCACUUGUUAUGGGGCUACACCAAGAAUAUGCGCUCAGCCCGUUUUUAUUUGCUCUGACCCAAGGCGGCGUUAACAAGAGGCUGGAGGUUUGGAGACAAGCCUUUGAGUCUAAAAUUUUCAAGCUAAGCAGGACUAAGAUAGAAUACCUGGAGUGCAAGUUUAGCGCGGAGUCGAGGGAAGCGGGCGUGGACGUGAGACUUGAAUCAUAG